AAAUAAUAAAUAAAAAAACUCACACAUUAAGCCACAGAGCAAGUAAUAUAGGCAUUAUGCUCUAAUAUUAAUACACCAAAUUUUCAUACCAUAGUUUUUAUUAAAUAAAAUAUGAAAAUUGACACAACAGACUUUCAGGAUAUAUGUAGAAUAUGUCUUGAACGAUGCCGAGCAACUUUUAAUAUUUUCACUUGUUAUUACGCGAAAAUAUUAUACUGUGAAAUGCUGUCGGAUUGUACAAAAAUAAAGCCUGAGAAAGAGGAUGGUUUGCCACGGCUCAUUUGUAAAAAUUGCUUUCGGCAGUUGAAGAGAACAUAUAUUUUCAAUAUACAAUGUGUAGAGAGUGAGAUAAAAUUAAGGAAACUUCUAGCUAGUAAUGAUACAAUAAUUACGGUAGAGAAAGAAGAAUGCAUUGGAAUCGAAGACAAAAUACAAGAUCUAUGUGAUAGUGUGAAAGAUGAAAUAGAAGACUUAAAGGACAAAUCUAUAGAAUUAUUGUUAAAAGAAAAAAAAGCUAUUGAUGAGGAUAUAAAGUCAGAACCUGGUUACAACGACAAUGAGGAAAGUGACACUUGGAAUGAUGAUGAUAAUUUACUUAAUCAGUUCAAAACGGCACCAGAAGCUGAAGAAGCAAAUGGCGAGGUAAUAACAAAGAAAAAAAGAGGGCGCAAGAAAAAAGCGUACAGCAAGUUACCACACCAGUGCGAAGUCUGCGGCAAGAUACUGAGUUCUAUAAGCAGUUUGAACUCCCACAAAAUAAGUCACACGGACAUCAGGCGUUAUAAGUGUACCGAGUGUCCUGCGACUUUCAAAGGAUACAGCGGUUUGUUCCAACACAAAAGCUUACAUACUGGCGAGAAGCCAUAUCAUUGUGAAUAUUGUCCGAAACAGUUUAGAAAAAAAAGAGCACUCGUUAAUCAUAUACGUAUGCAUACAGGUGAAAAGCCAUACAAUUGCAAUAUUUGCUUCAAGAGCUUCUCUCAAAGCGCUCAUCUGGCGAUACACAUUAAACGGCAUAGCGGGAUCCAGUCGUAUCUGUGCCAGGAUUGUGGGAAAGGAUUCUCAAUAAAAGCGGAUCUCGGUGUGCAUCAAAGAGUACACACCGGAGAGAAGCCAUAUUCUUGUCAUCUAUGUGAAAAGACAUUUGCCACGUCUAGCUAUUUGUCCAUCCAUGUACGAAUACAUAACAGAGAAGUUAGAUAUAAAUGUAAAUACUGCCACCGCGGCUUCGUAACGCGCAGUUCCUUCAACGUUCACGUAAAACGACACAACGGGCAAAGGGACUAUGCCUGCGAAUGUGGAAAGACAUUCUACACUUCUUCAGCACUAAAACAACAUAAAAUAGUACAUACAAAAAAAAGAUACCAAUGCGAAAAAAGAUACCAAUGCAAAAUAUGCGAUAGAAAAUUCACGCAAACGGGCCAUUUGAGUCGACAUUUUAGAAAAGCCCACGCGAAACCGAACGCGCCUUUACCAACGUCGGAUUACUAUAAAAUAAAACUUCCACAGACUAACGAAAGUUAAGUUCCAAAGAAAAAUUCGUCACUGUUCGGCAACUGUCAUAUUCCCCGAGCCUCCGAAGAUGAUAUGUAUAUAGAGUGCAUGCAUUACUAUGCAUGAAGAAAAUACAUUUACUACUUGUACUAUAGAAUUAUGAGUUUUAUUUUAUUGUGAUUUUAUCGUGAAAGAGAUAAGUAUCGAAAUUUGUUCCGAUAAUUCAAUGUAAGUUAAUAGCGAGGAUAAGCCACACGAUUGCGAAUAUAUAUAUUUUGUUGUAUUGAUAUACUCAGAAAAUUCUAUACUUAUGGUGCUUCUAAACGGGCUAUAUUUUCCUGCAAUAUGUGGCUGCAACACAGUGGCCGGAAACAUUGCGAGCAAUUCCAGCCACACUACGCAAUAUUGCAGCAAUGUCCCGGACACAUGUUUGAUAUUGCAGGCAUUGCAGCGAAUGGCCGAUAUUGUUUUGAUAGGUUGCUGGACGAUCGCUGAGCUGUCGAUUUAACUGCAAUGUUGCCCAGCCAGUUUUAUUGUUGUUUCAGUCGCUCUCUAUUGUUAUGAUAUAGUGCAUCCUUUUCUACACGACGUGAAGUUAUCUGUGAGUGCGGCUGUGCCGUGCCGUGACUAAUUGCUAUAUUCUGUGCAGUUAUCACGUUGUUUUGGACUGUUGAUAUUUUUUAAAUUAUCGGAUUUUCGAUAUAUCGAUAUUUUAAAAUAUAUCAAUAUCGGAGUUCGAUAUAUCGAAAAAAAAAUAUCGAUAUUUC
Messenger RNA from Colias croceus (clouded yellow), 2261 nucleotides. RefSeq names its product zinc finger protein 883-like. Gene Ontology annotation, biological process: regulation of transcription by RNA polymerase II. Gene Ontology annotation, cellular component: nucleus. NCBI's taxonomy places the organism in Eukaryota, Metazoa, Arthropoda, Insecta, Lepidoptera, Pieridae. The coding region runs from base 112 to 1524 and encodes 470 amino acids. The transcript has 9 exons. The record is from RefSeq and is a predicted model, not a curated record. Gene Ontology annotation, molecular function: DNA-binding transcription factor activity; zinc ion binding; RNA polymerase II cis-regulatory region sequence-specific DNA binding.